Lagenorhynchus albirostris (white-beaked dolphin) is the source of this 5793-nucleotide messenger RNA. It is a transcript of the gene ACACA, whose product is annotated as acetyl-CoA carboxylase alpha. Gene Ontology annotation, biological process: fatty acid biosynthetic process. The transcript has 43 exons. Gene Ontology annotation, molecular function: acetyl-CoA carboxylase activity; ATP binding; metal ion binding. The record is from RefSeq and is a predicted model, not a curated record. The coding region runs from base 209 to 5548 and encodes 1779 amino acids. Lineage: Eukaryota; Metazoa; Chordata; Mammalia; Artiodactyla; Delphinidae.
CCGUGUGCCGGGCCGGCCUGGUGCUAAGCGGCUGUCAGCCAUCGCCGGGGCUGCCGGCGUCUCCUCCCGCCCAGCACCGCCUCCGCGCAGGGGCUCCGGGUACCGCCGGACCUCGGACGCCGCCGCCGCCUUGAGUUCUUUUUGGAGGUGGAUAUCUGCUCAGACAAUAAGAAUUUUAAGAGCUCUGAGAGAUCAUUUUGAAGGAAUAAUGGAUGAACCUUCUUCCUUGGCCAAACCUGUGGAGCUCAACCAGCACUCCCGAUUCAUAAUUGGUUCUGUGUCUGAAGAUAACUCAGAGGAUGAGAUUAGCAACCUGGUGAAGCUGGACCUACUGGAGGAGAAGGAGGGCUCUCUGUCACCAGCCUCUGUCUGCUCAGAUACGCUCUCUGACUUGGGGAUCUCUAGCCUACAGGAUGGCUUGGCCUUACACAUGAGGUCGAGCAUGUCUGGUUUGCACCUAGUAAAGCAAGGUCGAGACCGAAAGAAAAUAGACUCACAGCGAGAUUUCACUGUAGCUUCUCCAGCAGAAUUUGUUACUCGUUUUGGUGGGAAUAAAGUGAUUGAGAAGGUUCUCAUUGCCAACAAUGGCAUUGCAGCAGUGAAAUGCAUGCGGUCUAUCCGCCGGUGGUCUUAUGAGAUGUUUCGAAAUGAACGUGCAAUUCGAUUUGUUGUCAUGGUCACACCUGAAGACCUGAAAGCCAAUGCAGAAUACAUUAAGAUGGCAGAUCAUUAUGUGCCAGUGCCAGGAGGACCAAACAACAACAACUAUGCAAAUGUGGAAUUAAUUCUUGACAUUGCUAAAAGGAUCCCAGUACAAGCAGUUUGGGCUGGCUGGGGUCAUGCUUCUGAGAAUCCUAAGCUCCCAGAACUUCUUUUGAAAAAUGGCAUCGCCUUCAUGGGUCCUCCAAGCCAGGCCAUGUGGGCUUUGGGGGAUAAGAUUGCAUCUUCCAUAGUGGCUCAAACUGCAGGUAUCCCAACUCUUCCAUGGAGUGGCAGUGGUCUUUGUGUGGACUGGCAUGAAAAUGAUUUUUCAAAACGUAUCUUAAAUGUUCCUCAGGAACUAUAUGAAAAAGGUUGUGUGAAGGAUGUGGAUGACGGGCUGAAGGCAGCGGAGGAAGUUGGAUAUCCAGUAAUGAUCAAGGCCUCGGAAGGAGGAGGAGGGAAGGGGAUCAGAAAAGUCAACAAUGAAGAUGACUUCCCUAACCUCUUCAGACAGGUUCAAGCUGAAGUCCCUGGAUCUCCUAUCUUUGUGAUGAGACUAGCCAAACAAUCUCGUCAUCUGGAGGUGCAGAUCUUAGCAGAUCAGUAUGGCAACGCUAUCUCUCUGUUUGGUCGUGACUGCUCUGUACAGCGCAGGCAUCAGAAGAUUAUUGAAGAGGCACCUACUGCUAUUGCUACUCCAGCAGUAUUUGAGCAUAUGGAACAGUGUGCGGUGAAACUUGCCAAAAUGGUUGGUUAUGUGAGUGCUGGGACUGUGGAAUACCUCUACAGCCAGGAUGGCAGCUUCUACUUUCUGGAACUGAACCCUCGGCUACAGGUGGAGCACCCUUGUACAGAGAUGGUGGCCGAUGUCAACCUCCCUGCGGCACAGCUCCAGAUUGCCAUGGGGAUCCCUUUGUAUAGAAUCAAGGAUAUCCGUAUGAUGUAUGGGGUAUCUCCCUGGGGUGAUGCUCCCAUUGAUUUUGAAAAUUCUGCUCAUGUUCCUUGCCCAAGGGGCCACGUUAUUGCUGCUCGGAUCACUAGUGAAAAUCCAGAUGAGGGUUUUAAGCCCAGCUCAGGAACAGUUCAGGAACUGAAUUUCCGCAGCAAUAAGAACGUUUGGGGCUAUUUCAGUGUUGCUGCUGCAGGGGGACUUCAUGAAUUUGCUGAUUCUCAGUUCGGUCACUGCUUUUCUUGGGGAGAAAACCGAGAGGAAGCAAUUUCAAACAUGGUGGUGGCUUUGAAGGAACUAUCUAUCCGGGGCGACUUUCGAACUACAGUCGAAUACCUGAUCAAAUUGUUGGAGACUGAAAGCUUUCAGAUGAAUAGAAUUGACACUGGCUGGCUGGACAGACUGAUAGCAGAAAAAGUACAGGCAGAGCGACCUGACACCAUGUUGGGAGUCGUGUGUGGGGCUCUCCACGUGGCAGAUGUGAGCCUGCGGAAUAGCAUCUCCAACUUCCUUCACUCCUUAGAGAGGGGUCAAGUCCUUUCUGCUCAUACACUUCUGAAUACAGUAGAUGUUGAACUUAUCUAUGAGGGAGUCAAGUAUGUACUGAAGGUGACGCGACAGUCCCCGAACUCCUACGUGGUGAUCAUGAAUGGCUCAUGUGUGGAAGUAGAUGUGCAUCGGCUGAGUGAUGGAGGACUGCUCUUGUCCUAUGAUGGCAGCAGUUAUACCACAUACAUGAAGGAGGAGGUGGAUAGGUAUCGCAUCACGAUUGGCAACAAAACCUGUGUGUUUGAGAAGGAAAAUGACCCUUCGGUGAUGCGCUCACCUUCUGCUGGGAAGUUAAUCCAGUACAUUGUGGAGGAUGGAGGCCAUGUGUUCGCUGGCCAGUGCUAUGCUGAGAUCGAGGUCAUGAAGAUGGUAAUGACCUUAACAGCUGCAGAGUCUGGCUGUAUCCAUUAUGUCAAGCGGCCUGGAGCAGCUCUUGACCCGGGCUGUGUAAUAGCCAAAAUGCAGCUGGACAACCCCAGCAAGGUCCAGCAGGCUGAGCUUCACACAGGCAGUCUGCCGCGGAUCCAGAGCACAGCACUCAGAGGCGAGAAGCUGCAUCGAGUAUUCCACUAUGUCCUGGAUAAUCUGGUCAACGUGAUGAAUGGAUACUGCCUUCCAGAUCCUUUCUUUAGCAGCAGGGUAAAAGACUGGGUUGAACGGUUGAUGAAGACCCUCAGAGAUCCCUCCUUGCCUCUCCUAGAACUGCAAGAUAUCAUGACCAGUGUCUCUGGUCGUAUCCCCCCCAAUGUGGAGAAGUCUAUCAAGAAGGAAAUGGCUCAGUAUGCUAGCAACAUCACAUCAGUCCUCUGUCAGUUUCCCAGCCAGCAGAUUGCCAACAUCCUAGAUAGCCACGCAGCUACAUUGAACCGGAAAUCUGAACGGGAAGUCUUCUUCAUGAACACUCAGAGCAUUGUCCAGCUGGUGCAGAGGUACCGCAGUGGUAUCCGAGGCCACAUGAAGGCUGUGGUGAUGGACCUGCUGCGGCAGUACCUGCGAGUAGAGACGCAAUUCCAGAACGGUCACUAUGACAAAUGCGUGUUCGCCCUUCGGGAGGAGAACAAGAGUGACAUGAACACUGUACUGAACUACAUCUUCUCUCACGCUCAAGUCACCAAGAAGAAUCUUCUGGUCACAAUGCUUAUUGAUCAGUUGUGUGGCCGGGACCCCACUCUCACUGACGAGCUGCUGAAUAUCCUCACGGAGCUAACUCAACUCAGUAAGACCACCAAUGCUAAGGUGGCGCUCCGAGCACGCCAGGUUCUUAUUGCCUCCCAUUUGCCAUCAUAUGAGCUUCGCCAUAACCAAGUAGAGUCUAUCUUCCUAUCAGCUAUUGACAUGUACGGACAUCAGUUUUGCAUUGAGAACCUGCAGAAACUCAUCUUGUCCGAAACGUCAAUUUUCGAUGUCCUGCCAAACUUCUUCUAUCACAGCAACCAGGUCGUGAGGAUGGCAGCUCUGGAGGUGUACGUUCGAAGGGCUUAUAUUGCCUAUGAACUUAACAGUGUACAACACCGCCAGCUUAAGGACAACACCUGCGUGGUGGAAUUCCAGUUCAUGCUGCCCACAUCUCAUCCAAACAGAGGGAACAUCCCCACGCUAAACAGAAUGUCCUUCUCCUCCAACCUCAACCACUAUGGCAUGACUCAUGUAGCUAGUGUCAGCGACGUGCUGCUGGACAACUCAUUCACUCCACCGUGUCAGCGGAUGGGCGGAAUGGUCUCUUUUCGGACUUUUGAAGAUUUUGUCAGGAUCUUUGAUGAAGUGAUGGGCUGCUUCUGUGAUUCCCCACCCCAAAGCCCCACAUUCCCUGAGGCAGGUCACACAUCUCUAUAUGAUGAAGACAAGAUCCCCAGGGAUGAACCAAUUCACAUUCUGAAUGUGGCUAUCAAAACUGACUGUGAUAUCGAGGAUGACAGGCUAGCAGCUAUGUUCCGAGAGUUUACCCAGCAAAAUAAAGCUACCCUGGUUGAGCAUGGGAUCCGGCGCCUUACUUUCCUGGUUGCACAAAAGGAUUUCAGAAAACAGGUCAACUAUGAGGUGGAUCAGAGAUUUCAUAGAGAAUUCCCUAAGUUUUUCACAUUCCGAGCAAGGGAUAAGUUUGAGGAAGAUCGAAUCUACCGUCACCUGGAGCCUGCCCUAGCUUUCCAGUUAGAGCUGAACCGGAUGAGAAAUUUUGACCUUACUGCCAUCCCAUGUGCUAAUCACAAGAUGCACCUGUACCUUGGAGCAGCCAAGGUGGAAGUGGGCACAGAAGUGACAGACUACAGGUUCUUUGUCCGUGCAAUCAUCAGACAUUCUGAUCUGGUCACCAAGGAAGCUUCCUUUGAAUAUCUACAAAAUGAAGGGGAGCGGCUGCUCCUAGAAGCCAUGGAUGAGUUGGAGGUCGCUUUUAAUAAUACAAAUGUCCGGACUGACUGCAACCACAUCUUCCUCAACUUUGUGCCUACAGUCAUCAUGGACCCUUCAAAGAUUGAGGAGUCUGUGCGGAGCAUGGUAAUGCGCUAUGGAAGUCGGCUGUGGAAGUUACGUGUCCUCCAGGCAGAACUGAAAAUCAACAUUCGCCUGACACCAACUGGAAAAGCAAUUCCCAUCCGCCUCUUCCUGACAAACGAGUCUGGCUAUUACUUGGACAUCAGCCUGUACAAGGAAGUGACUGACUCCAGGACCGCACAGAUCAUGUUUCAGGCAUACGGAGACAAACAGGGACCAUUACAUGGAAUGUUAAUCAACACUCCAUAUGUGACCAAAGACCUGCUUCAAUCAAAGAGGUUCCAGGCACAGUCCUUAGGGACAACAUACAUAUAUGAUAUCCCAGAGAUGUUUCGGCAGUCCCUGAUCAAACUCUGGGAGUCUAUGUCCACUCAAGCAUUCCUUCCAUCACCCCCUCUGCCUUCAGACAUGCUGACGUACACUGAGCUUGUGUUGGAUGAUCAAGGUCAACUGGUCCACAUGAACAGGCUUCCAGGAGGAAAUGAGAUUGGCAUGGUAGCUUGGAAAAUGACCCUUAAAAGUCCAGAAUAUCCAGAAGGCCGAGAUAUCAUUGUUAUUGGCAAUGAUAUCACAUACCGAAUUGGGUCCUUUGGCCCCCAGGAAGAUUUGCUGUUUCUCAGAGCUUCUGAGCUUGCCAGGGCAGAGGGCAUCCCACGCAUCUAUGUAGCAGCCAACAGUGGAGCAAGAAUUGGACUGGCAGAGGAAAUUCGUCACAUGUUUCACGUAGCCUGGGUAGAUCCUGAGGAUCCUUACAAGGGAUACAAAUAUUUAUAUCUGACCCCUCAAGAUUAUAAGAGAGUCAGUGCUCUCAACUCUGUCCAUUGUGAACACGUGGAGGAUGAAGGAGAAUCCAGGUAGGUAUUAUGUAUCAGAAUAAUUUGGCUGUGGAUUAAAGAAAGGAGAAUAUGAUCAUUUUUUUCUCACUGUCCUGCUGAUCAUGACCUUGAAGAGCAGUGAAGAUUGCUUGUUGAGUAAUCUCGAAGCCUUAGGUUUGUAUCUCAGCUGUACCACUUACUAGCUGAAAGACCUUAUUAUUGAUUAAGGUUUUUAAACUAUAUUUAUAAUAAUUAUUCAUUUUGAAAAGUUGGAACAUAUAAACAAUU